Aureobasidium uvarum is the source of this 888-nucleotide messenger RNA. Lineage: Eukaryota; Fungi; Ascomycota; Dothideomycetes; Dothideales; Saccotheciaceae. The record is from the annotation of a GenBank genome assembly.
AUGACGGAAAAGUCGACGGCGGCUAGCGACGGCGCGAUCAGCAGUAAUCACGCUCAGGAUUUGGCCAUCAACAACACUCGCUUCUACCGCCUCUUCACGAGAAUAGCGCUAAAAACUUGGGGGAGACUAUACAAGGCCGACGGCUUCUGUAGUCCUAUCUCGCGUAGGAUGAUCGUCAAGACUGGACCGUCGGUCGACUUGACCGAAGCGGCGACCAUGAAAUUCAUCUCGGAAAACACGUCCAUUCCAGUCCCGAAGGUGCACUGCUCAUUCAUCCACAAGGGUCGUACAUAUAUUCUCAUGGAACGUAUAAGAGGAGAAGAGAUACCCCGUGCCUGGAAACGACUCGGCGAAGAGGGCCGCGCCAAGAUGUUCGCUCACCUCAAGCAAAUGAUUGAAGAAAUGAGAGCUCUGAAACCGCCUUCUGGCACUGGCGUGCGAAGCUGCGUUGGUGGAAGUCUCUACGACUCUCGAUUCAAUAGACAGGAGAAUCGUUUUGGGCCCUUCACAACUAUACAAGAGUUUCACUUUUGGCUUCGAAAGGAAUUCCGUCUGGCUGAUUACCCAAACCCAGAGAAACCAAGCGAGGAAGUAAGACCGGAACUCAUGCAUAUGGAGACCAUGCAAGAUGGACCAUGGCCAAGUCCUGUUUUCACCCAUGCUGAUCUCAAUCCCUGCAACAUUCUUGUGCGUGGUGAUAAGAUCGUCGCCAUCAUUGACUGGGAGUUUGCAGGAUGGUAUCCACACUACUGGGAAUACACUUCCAAUUGGUUUGGUAACCGGGUGAGAACAGAGUGGCAGGACGCAUUGGUUCAAUUCUUGGAGCCAUGCACCGCUGCCGAGUUCGAGAUGGAAAAGACACGGAACAAAUGGUGGGGUGAAUUUUGA